AAUUUAAUGUCAAAGAUUAACUUUGUAAUAUAUUUUACUUUUUGGAAAAUUUUAUCAAUUUCCAUACAAUGUUCAUCAUUCGAAUUUAUAAUUUAAAUAGAUACUUUCACUCCUUCUGUGAUACUUAAUUAUUUGAUUGGAAUCAAAUAAACUUUCACUUGUACAGAGAGUACAUUUUCUGCUGAAAAAUCUAAUACGGAAUAGGAAAUCAGCGUAAGCCAUAAUUUAACACUUCCAUUUUGGCAGUAUUUAAAGGUAAAUAAUAAUAUUAAUGAAAUUAUAAUAUUCAAUAUGACAUCUGAAAACAACAACGAAGUAGAUAUGGUAAUAUCCUUAGAAAGUAAACAUAGAAAGGAAAAGAAAGAACUUCAAGCUCAAAUUCAAGCAUUAAAGAAAGCUGCUAAAAAUGAUAAAACAAAGAAAAAAGAAUUGACAGCAGAAAUAGCCCGCUUAGAGUUAGAACAAGAUAUUCGUCAUAAGGAAGAAAUGGAAAACAUUAAAAACGAAUGUAAUAAUUCUAUUGAUAUAUCUUCUAAUCAAUGUGAACAGAAUGGUGAAAAUUAUAUUACUAAAAAUAAAGUAUCUAAAGCACAGAAACGUAGAGAAAAGAAAUUACAAGAGGAAAGAAAGAGAGAAGAACAAAUAAAGCAGCAGGAGAAAGAUAACCUAUAUGGACCCAGGAAUACAGAAAUUCAGACAAUUACUGCAAAACUGAAAGAGAGAAAUCUUAAAAUAUUUUCUAUACCAUCUGAUGGAGACUGUUUAUACAAAGCUGUGGCACAUCAAUUAGCAAUAAAGAAACAACAGUCUAUUUCUGUUGAAGAGUUAAGGAGAAAUGUUGCUACUUACAUCAGUAAUAAUAAAGAUGAUUUUCUACCAUUUAUGAGUAAUUCUGAUACAUGUGAAAUGCUCACCAACGAAGAAUUUAAUGACUAUUGUAAUAAAAUAUCUAGUACGAAAAUGUGGGGCGGCCAAUUAGAAAUAAGAGCUUUAUCAAACUCAUUAAAAUGUCCAAUUAGCAUAAUACAAGCUACAGGUCCUGACUGUAUUGAGCAGGGAACAGAAUUUGGUGAUGAUCCAUUGAUUAUUGCUUAUCAUAGACACAUGUAUAGUUUGGGUGAACAUUAUAAUUCAACAUGUGUUAAUGAUGAUUCAGAUAUAGAAGAUAGCAAUAAAUAAAAAUAUCUA
This is a messenger RNA of Galleria mellonella (greater wax moth), 1188 nucleotides long. Its product is annotated as deubiquitinase OTUD6B. The record is from RefSeq and is a predicted model, not a curated record. Gene Ontology annotation, biological process: protein deubiquitination. The transcript has a single exon. Lineage: Eukaryota; Metazoa; Arthropoda; Insecta; Lepidoptera; Pyralidae. Gene Ontology annotation, molecular function: cysteine-type deubiquitinase activity. Bases 292 to 1179 code for a protein of 295 amino acids.